AUUAAUAUAAUCUUAUUUUAUGAUAGUAAGACAAGAUUUUUUUAUUAUACUUAGUUCGACUAAGUUUGACGUUGUUUAAUAAUGCAGCUAUGUAGAUUUGUAUUUGAACAAACAUCUUCCACGUGACUACAGUCAAAAUAAGCGAAAGCUAUCGUACCACCAGAAGCCUUUACAGGAAACUUUCCGCCCACCAUCACGUCGUUAAAACAGAAUGGAGGCAAUUUUAGUCUUCCCUUUAGUUCGUCCUAGCACGUUGAAGCAUAAGUACACAGAGUGGUAUGCAGUGAACGAAUACAUCAUCUUUGAAGCAAAACUAUAAAUACGUUAAAAAAUGACUGAGAGCACGAAGAAAGAUCAUGCUCCACUGGAUGUUAUUCAGGAAGCCAUGGGCGUUUUGGGCCCUUGGCAUAUCAUAAUUGCCGUUGCGGUAUCCCUCGUUAAGUUUCCCGUAGCUUGGCAUCAACUUUCCAUAGUUUUUCUUGCACCGCCAGUUAAUUUUACAUGCGUUGCACCAGCUUCUUUUAAAAAUGAAUCAAAUUCAAUGCAAUGCUAUGUCGCCGUUGAAAACAAUAUCACGGAGAAAUGUACGAAAUUCAACUACGAUCGUAGUAUAUUUCAUGAAACCAUAAUUACGCAGUGGGAUCUCGUUUGUGACAGAGAACAAUUGGCAAAUUUUGCGCAAUCGUGUACAAUGUUCGGUAUUCUUGUUGGAAACAUGAUAUUUAGCAUGAUGGCUGAUAGGAUUGGACGCAAAAUUCCUUUAAUGAUUGCUAUUAUUUUACAAGUAUUGACUGGGAUAUUGAGCGCAUUCGUACCUUGGUUCGAAUUGUUUUUGGUAUUGAAAUUUAUUUCAGCAGUAGCUACCGGUGGUACUAUGCUCGUCAGUUUUGUUUUGCUUAUGGAGAUUAUUGGAAUACAAUGGCGCGGAACGCUCUCAGUUUUAUUCCAUGUACCAUUCUUACUAGGACAUCUAUUGAACCCCUUGAUUUCUUAUUUAACACAGACCUGGUAUGGAUUUCAAAUAGCAGUAUCAAUCCCACCGAUACUAUUGUUGUCUUAUUACUGGAUCGUUCCAGAAUCGCCAAGGUGGUUGCUUGCUGUUGGCAGAGUAAAGGAAGCAGAAGACGUAUUAACAAAAGCAGCAAAACGAAAUAAAAUUCCACUCGGAAACGUAAAAGCAGCCAUAGAGAGUCAUGAAGAUCAGGCUAAAAGCACAGCUGAAAGAGCGAAAGAAAAGUACAAUAUGACCCACUUAUUUAGGACACCAAAUCUUAGGACCAAAACUAUCUACAUAUGUGUCAAUUGGUUUGUUUGCGGUACAUGCUUUUUUGGAUUGGCUCAGUACAUGGGACAGCUGGCUGGUAACAUAUUCGUGAACGUUGCUUGUUCAGCUGCUAUGGAAUUACCAGGCACAUUUGUGGUUCUUGCGUUGAUUUCACGAGUGUCUCGCCUAAAAAUUCUCAUGGGUGGAAACAUAUUGUCUGGCACAAGUCUUUUGCUAAUAACAGUUGUAUCUGAUCCGACCGCUCGAGUGUGUUUGGCUAGUUUAGGACUGGCAGGAAUGGCUAUUAGUUUUCCAACUGUGUACUUGUAUAGCAGUGAAGCAUUUCCAACAGUUGUAAGAAAUGUUGGCGUUGGUUUGGCCAGUGUUUGUGCUAGAGUUGGAAGUAUAAUAGCACCCUAUAUAGCAACUAUGGGCAUCAUUGAACCCUGGUUACCACCAGUAUUGUUUGGCGUAGGUCCAUUAGUAGGAGCUGGUCUUUGUUUAUUAUUACCAGAAACCAUGAAUUCUGAUUUACCGGAAACCAUUGAAGACGGGGAGAAUUUUGGAAAGUAAAUUAUUUUUAUAGUGAUCGUUUAUUAGUAAGAGACCUGUGAAGGUAACGUUGUAAUCUUUACUGCAUACUUUACCAUUACAUUGCUCAUGGGUAUUGUGCUACUGCAUCAAUUGACAAAUAGAUAAUACUUCCAUAUCACCGUGAUAACAUAGGUACUUGUAAUUGGUAUGUUAUGCUGUGAUAACGUUUAAUUAGCAUGCGAUUUAGUAUAGUUACAUAUGUGCAAUGUAUAAGGGCCACUUUGACGAGACAGCUUUGGCAAUAAAUUUUUAUAAAAAUUGAAAUCUGUAAAGAUAAAUAUUUAUACUGAACAAUUUCUGACUGCAAUACACUGGUAAUAUCGUCUAAAAUUGAUAUGCACUAUUCCAUUCUAUAUUGCUGGAUACGUAUGCAUCGUGUCUAUAUUUUUCAAAAUAUUUUAACAAGAGAAAUAGGUUUUUGAGAAAGGUAAAUAGGUAUUCUUAACAAGUUUUUACAUACAUGCCUAUGCAUUAGCCAUUUAUACUUUCGGAUAGCUAAUAUACUUUGAGGGGCCAAUUUCUAAUUUUGCUAAGUGCAUAAAAGUCCCCGAAAUGUGGUAUUAACGUUGCAACUAAAU
Cephus cinctus (wheat stem sawfly) is the source of this 2436-nucleotide messenger RNA. RefSeq names its product organic cation transporter protein-like. The transcript has 8 exons. The record is from RefSeq and is a predicted model, not a curated record. Gene Ontology annotation, cellular component: membrane. Bases 332 to 1837 code for a protein of 501 amino acids. Lineage: Eukaryota; Metazoa; Arthropoda; Insecta; Hymenoptera; Cephidae. Gene Ontology annotation, molecular function: transmembrane transporter activity. Gene Ontology annotation, biological process: transmembrane transport.